AUGGAGCUCAUAAGUUUUUCUAUCAAGCUGCAGAUGUUCCUCAGCACAUGUAUGGGCCUGCAGUUUUUAGGCACACCAGGUCAGUGGGCUCGUUACCUCCGCUGGGAUGCCAGUAUCCGUGGUGAUCUCAGCUUCCAAUUCAAGACAGAGUUCUCAGAGGCACUGCUGCUCUACUUUGACGAUGGAGGCUACUGUGACUUUCUGCAGCUGUCUGUGGUUGAGGGUCUUCUUCAGCUGCGUUUUAGCAUUGACUGUGCUGAAACUACAGUUGUGUCUGACAGAAGGGUGGAUGACAACAACUGGCACUUUGUAUUUCUCAGCAGGUAUAACUUGCGCACUGUUUUGGCACUGGACGGAAAAGCCAAAGCAGAUGAGGUGCGGCCGCAGCGCCAGUACAUGAACAUUGUGAGUGACCUGUUCCUGGGUGGAGUGCCUCAGGAUAUCCGCAGCGGUGCAUUCACACUGCCCACAGCGCGAAACAUGCAGCCCUUCAAGGGCUCAAUCACAGACCUGAAAUAUGGCAAGUCACAACCACUGUUCCUGGGAAGUCUCAAAGUGCCCCUGGAGUCCGAGGGGUGGUGCACCGAGAACCCUUGUGAGAAUGGCGGCACUUGCACAGUGGUGGACGGGCAACCAUUCUGUGAUUGCUCCAAAACAGAAUACAAAGGCCACUUCUGCACAGAAGGCCUUGCACACAUGAUGGCAGAACAAGCAAGGGAAGCGAAUGUGGCCACAUUCCGUGGUUCAGAGUAUUUCUGCUAUGACCUCUCUCAGAACCCAAUCCAGAGCAGCAGUGAUGAAAUCACACUCUCCUUCAAGACAUGGCAGCGCAAUGGCCUUAUACUUCACACUGGCAAAUCUGCUGACUAUGUCAACUUGGCGCUGAAGGAUGGUGCUGUCUCGCUUGUGAUCAACCUGGGCUCUGGAGCUUUUGAGGCAAUUGUUGAGCCCGUCAAUGGAAAGUUCAAUGACAACUCGUGGCAUGAUGUCAAAGUGACUCGCAACCUACGGCAGCAAUCGGGCAUCGGAUACACCAUGGUGACAAUAUCAGUGGAUGGGAUUUUGACCACCACGGGUUACACCCAGGAGGACUACACCAUGCUUGGCUCAGAUGACUUUUUCUAUGUUGGUGGUAGCCCCAGCACUGCUGACCUACCCGGAUCUCCUGUGAGCAACAACUUCAUGGGCUGUCUCAAAGAAGUGGUGUACAAGAACAAUGACAUCCGCCUUGAAUUGUCCCGACUUGCCCGGAUUGUUGACCCCAAGAUGAAGAUCCAGGGUGAGGUGUCCUACAGGUGUGAAGAUGUGGCCACCCUCGAUCCCAUUUCUUUUGAGACCCCAGAGGCCUAUAUCAGCUUACCCAAGUGGAAUACCAAGCGGAUGGGAUCCAUCUCUUUUGAUUUUCGCACUACAGAGCCCAAUGGCCUCAUCCUCUUCACCCACGGCAAACCACAAGAGCGUAAAGAUGCAGCCCGUAGCCAAAAGAACACCAAGGUGGAUUUUUUUGCUGUUGAGCUACUGGAUGGAAGUUUAUACUUGCUGUUGGACAUGGGAUCAGGGACUAUAAAGGUGAAGGCCACUCAAACAAAGGUCAAUGACGGUGCCUGGUAUCAUGUGGACAUCCAGAGAGAUGGCCGCUCAGGCACCAUCUCUGUCAACAGCAGAAGAACCCCAUUCACAGCAAGUGGUGAGAGUGAAAUCCUAGACCUGGAAGGUGAUAUGUACUUGGGCGGGCUUCCCACUGAUCGCACUAACCUAAUUUUGCCGACUGAGCUCUGGACAGCAAUGCUUAACUAUGGCUAUGUAGGCUGCAUCCGUGAUCUUUUCAUUGACGGUCGAAGCAAAGACAUCCGUCAAAUUGCUGAAGCACAGAAUGGUGCUGGGAUUAAGCCCUCCUGUAACAAGCAAACUGGAAAACAGUGUGAGAGUUACCCCUGCAAGAACCGAGGGGCCUGCAAAGAAGGCUGGAAUCGAUUUAUCUGUGACUGCACCGGCACGGGUUAUUGGUCCCGCACUUGUGAGAGAGAGGCUUCGAUCCUUUCCUAUGAUGGGAGCAUGUAUAUGAAAGUUGUGAUGCCAACCAUCAUGCACACUGAAGCAGAGGAUGUUUCGCUACGUUUUCGCUCCCAGAGGGCUUAUGGCCUCCUUAUGGCCACUACUUCCCGAGACUCAGCCGACACCCUCAGACUCGAACUGGAUGGAGGCCGCGUCAAACUCACGGUUAAUCUAGACUGUAUCAGGAUAAACUGUAACUCCAGCAAAGGACCGGAGAUGCUGUAUGCUGGGCAAAAGCUCAAUGAUAAUGAAUGGCAUACAGUACGUGUGGUGCGUCGCGGCAAAACCUACAAUCUAAUCGUUGAUGAUGAUGUAGCAGAAGGCCAAAUGGUGGGUGACCACACACGUCUGGAGUUCCACAACAUUGAAACAGGCGUCAUGACAGAGCGCAGAUUUGUUUCAAGCAUCCCAUCCAGCUUCAUUGGUCAUCUGCAGAGCCUCAGAUUCAAUGGCAUGCUCUACAUUGACCUGUGCAAAAAUGGAGACAUUGAUUUUUGCGAGCUUAAUGCCCGCUUUGGGAUACGUUCCAUUAUUGCUGACCCAGUCACCUUUAAAUCUAAGAGUAGCUAUCUCAGCCUAGCCACCCUCCAGGCCUACACGUCCAUGCACCUCUUCUUCCAGUUCAAGACCACUUCCCCCGAUGGCUUCAUACUAUUCAACUCAGGAGAUGGGAGUGAUUUUAUUGCUGUAGAGAUGGUGAAAGGAUAUAUCCAUUAUGUUUUUGACUUGGGAAAUGGACCUAAUCUCAUCAAGGGAAAAAGUGAAAGGGCCCUUAAUGACAACCAAUGGCACAAUGUGGCGAUCACCCGAGACAACAGCAACACCCAUACACUGAAAGUAGAUGCUUCGGCAACAACUCAGAGCAUAAAUGGGGCCAAGAACUUGGACCUGAAAGGUGACCUUUUCAUUGCUGGACUGGGUCCUGGCAUGUACGGUAAUCUGCCUAAACUUGUGGCUUCGAGAGAGGGUUUCCAAGGCUGCUUGGCUUCUGUGGACCUAAACGGGCGUCUGCCAGACCUCAUCAGUGACGCUUUGUUUCGUAGUGGGCAGAUUGAGCGUGGAUGUGAAGGUCCCAGCACCACCUGUCAGGAAGACUCAUGUGCCAACAUGGGUAUUUGCAUCCAGCAGUGGGAGAACUACACGUGUGACUGCUCCAUGACCUCCUACACUGGGACACAAUGCAAUGAUCCUGGGACCACAUACAUCUUUGGCAAAGGAGGAGGUCUCAUAACAUUCAAGUGGCCAGCCAAUGAGAGACCAAGCACCAGGACGGACAGGCUGACCGUUGGCUUUAGUACAUCGCUCAAAGAUGGCAUCCUUGUCAGGAUCGACAGCGCUCCUGGUCUGGGGGACUACCUCAUGCUGCACAUACAACAAGGCAAAAUUGGUGUGACUUUCAACAUUGGGACAGUGGAUAUCAGUGUACAAGAGAGCAGUACCCCAGUGAAUGAUGGAAAGUAUCACGUGGUCCGCUUCACCAGGAAUGGCGGUAAUGCUACACUGCAAGUUGAUAACUGGUCCAUCAAUGAACAUUUCCCGACAGGUAACAGUGACAUUGAACGGUUUCAAAUGGCCAAUAAGAAAAUUCCCUUUAAAUACACACGGCCAGUCGAAGAAUGGUUUCAAGAAAAAGGACGACAGUUAACCAUAUUCAAUACUCAAGCCACAGUUGCAAUUGGAGGAAGUGAUCGUGGACGGCCAUUUCAGGGUCAGCUGUCUGGCCUCUAUUACAAUGGCCUUAAGGUGUUAAACAUGGCUGCUGAGAGCAACGCAAACAUCAAGAUAAAUGGGAGCGUGAGGCUGGUUGGUGAUGUCCCCAGUGGGGCAGGCUCAACCAAGUCCACUGCCAUGCCUUCAGUUGUGUCCACAACCUUUGUUGAGACUACUACCAUGAUGUCCACCACUACCACACGGAAACACAGAUCCUCUUCAGCGAAGCAUGCAUCAGAUGAUAUUGUGUCAUCUGCGGAGUGUUCCAGUGACGAUGAAGACCUCGAGGAGUGUGAAACUGCACUUCCCACAGAACCAGGCGUCAGGCCGGGACCUUCAGAAGUAGUCCGGGAAUCAAGCAGCACCACCGGGAUGGUCAUCGGAAUAGUGGCGGCCGCUGCCCUGUGCAUCCUCAUCCUUCUUUAUGCCAUGUAUAAGUACAGGAACAGGGAUGAAGGCUCCUACCAGGUGGACGAGAGCAGGAACUAUAUCACCAACUCAGCACAGAGCAAUGGUACUGUCAUCAAGGACAAACAGCAAAGCUUGAAAGGCAACAAUAAAAAGCAGAAAUAUAAGGAUAAGGAGUAUUACGUGUGACUGAGUUUAAAGACAGUGAAAAGAAAAAGGCAGCAUUUCAAGUACAUAUUACUUUGCUUGUGAAGAGAAACGACAAAUGAUGGUAUUAAAUGGAACUUGAAUGAUCCUUUACUGUGCUGAGAAGCUGAACUGAUGACAUGUACUAUAAUAUAAAGCACGCUUACUUCUGUAAGCAGAGAGAGAAGUCUUAAUAGCAACAUUACUUACUAUUCUAUCUGGUCCGAGACAUUAUCAGAAUAGAAAUAUUUCCCAGCUACAUCAUUCUCCUAAGUGACUCUUAAAACAAUGUGAUCUGUGACAUAAAGACAAAAAAUACAUUAUUUUCUAUGUUACAAAAAGUCUAAUAGGCUUGACCAUUAUCAGCAUGUUAGGAACUUGUAGUGCAUAA
Molecule: messenger RNA, 4750 nt
Organism: Syngnathoides biaculeatus (alligator pipefish)
Lineage: Eukaryota; Metazoa; Chordata; Actinopteri; Syngnathiformes; Syngnathidae
Gene: nrxn3a
Product: neurexin 3a
Exons: 22
Coding region: 1-4362 (1453 amino acids)
Source: RefSeq, a predicted model, not a curated record